AUGCCCGGGCUUGGCUCGCCGCCCGCCCACCCCGCCCCGCGGCCGCCGAGAGAGGGCAGCAGCCGACCGCAGCAUCCCCGCCCCGCAGUCCGCCGGGCCGAACAUCUUUUGCUUUUGGAACAAAACAAGCGGUACGCACGACGCACGUCGAAGUCUCCCCGGGAGGGGAGGUUUUUCCAGAGUGCCAAGCAGAGGCUGCAGCGCGUCUCCACCCACCCGGGCGCUCUGGGGGCGGCCCAGCUUGUGGAAGGGGGGCAGAUAAGGGAGAGCCAGCGCUCGCCCGGUGGAGUGGAGGUGGGGGCCAGGGCCAGGGGCCUAGGCUCCGAGUUUCUACCCAAGUUUGGCCCGCGCCGGGGAGCCGCCCCGACCCCAGCACCGCUUGGCAAAGACACCCGCGGCCCCGGAAAGCAGGCGCAGAGCCGAGGGAAGAGGAAAGAACCGCCCGGGAGAAUUGCUGGGGCCGGCGCCUGCUGCCCUCCCCGGGCGCUGGUCCGGCCGAUGCGCUCAGGGGCCUGGCUGGAGGGGAGCAAGUGUCCGUGCGAAGGAAAGGCGGUGAGGCGAGGGGUGAGCCCCCCAGAAAUAAGUGCAGCCGCACGGAGCCGGCGGGAUCUCUUCUAUCCGCCGCGGUGCGGUCCUCACCCCACACCUCACAUCCCGCGUCUGAUCUGCGGGAUGAUCCGCCUGUUUGCGAAGACGGAGCUGCGUUUAAGGAACUGCUGA
This is a messenger RNA of Rangifer tarandus platyrhynchus (Svalbard reindeer), 720 nucleotides long. The record is from the annotation of a GenBank genome assembly. NCBI's taxonomy places the organism in Eukaryota, Metazoa, Chordata, Mammalia, Artiodactyla, Cervidae.